Messenger RNA from Dendroctonus ponderosae (mountain pine beetle), 1723 nucleotides. RefSeq names its product probable ATP-dependent RNA helicase DDX28. Gene Ontology annotation, biological process: cellular respiration; ubiquinone biosynthetic process. Gene Ontology annotation, molecular function: ubiquinone binding; nucleic acid binding; ATP binding. NCBI's taxonomy places the organism in Eukaryota, Metazoa, Arthropoda, Insecta, Coleoptera, Curculionidae. The record is from RefSeq and is a predicted model, not a curated record.
UGAGAACAUUUCACGAGAUAACCUCAGUUUUUUGCAUCGUUUGACAAACGCUGUUUGGAAGUUUUCCCGUCUGAAAGGGGCCCCAAGACCAGAUGGCAGGGCGCACCUUGGUGACAAAGCUGGGGCAAAGGGCCAGAGGCCCUUUGCUGAUAGCGUGCAAACGGAGCGAGUUGAACCAUUAUCAAGGCACCGAGCACGGCAAAUUGGAGGAAGUCCCGCUGGCCUCCAAAGGGUGGAACCACGGCAAAGCGCGCAACGACCACUUCACCGUGCUGCCGCUGCCGCCAGAGGCAGCGGCGCCGGGACGCCCCUUCGGGGAGCUGGGCAUUGACGGGCGCAUGGUCGAAGCCCUGCAGAGCUACAACAUCCACAACGCCACGGAGUUUCAAGAGGAGGCCGUGGCCACUUUGCUGGGAGGAAAGCACGCCCUUCUGGCGGCAGAGACCGGCUGCGGGAAGACAGCCGCCUAUCUGGUGCCGCUCAUCCAGAGGCUGAGGCCUAGCGGCCUCCCAAACGCGCCCCGACUAGUGGUUCUGGUGCCCAAUCGCGAGCUGGCCCAUCAAGUGGGGGAAAUGGCCGCCAGUCUGUGCGGCGCCCUGGGGCUGAGCGCCCACACUUUAGUCGGAGGCAAGACGAAGCAGGCGAUGCUCAACCCGCAGUUCGCAGAAGUGGACGUGCUGGUGGCCACGCCAGGGGUGCUGGGCAAACUGUCCAGUGUGGGCAUCUACAAGCUGGCGGACACGCAGGCGCUGGUGCUGGACGAGGCCGACUCGCUCACCGACGAUUCCUUCGCCGAGCGCGUCGAAAGCCUGGUGCGGCGCAUGCCGCAAGCGCAGCUGGCGCUUGUGAGCGCCACCCUGCCGCGCCGCCUGCCCGACGUGCUGCAGCCCUACAGCGAGACGAUGGAGCGCGUGGUUUCGCCGCUGCUGCACCGCCCGCUGCUCCACAUCCGGCAGCACUUCAUGCGGCUCACGCGCUCCCUCAAGCCGGCCAGCCUGCUGCAGCUGGUCAAGGGCGGCAGGAAGGAGCCGCUGCUGGUGUUCAGCAACCGCAACCCCACCUGCAAAUGGCUGGCGAUGUUCCUGCGCGAGAACGGCAUCGCCUGCUCCAACAUCAGCGGCGACAUGAACCACGCGCUGCGCAUCGAGCAGUGGGGCCAGUUCGUGAGGGGCGAAUCGCGCGUGCUCUCCGCCACUGAUGUGGGCUCGCGCGGCCUGAACACCAUCCAGGUGGGACACGUGGUCAACUACGAUUUCCCCCUGUAUCCGGCGGAUUACAUCCAUCGAGUGGGGCGGGUGGGGCGCCUCGGCAGCCCCGCCUCCUGCCAGGUGACCAACUUCGUGGCCAGCCCCAGGGAGAUCGAGCUGGUGCAGCAGAUCGAGGUGGGCGCAGCGGGGAGUCGGCGCCAGCUGCACAUGCAGCGCCUGGUGGACCGGGAGCGGCGCUACCGGGCGCGCCAGCUGCUCGGGUACUCGGACGAGCAGAUGUACGCAGUGGUGGCCGACGUGGCCCACUACCAGGACUUCCUGCCGUUCUGCACCCGCUCGGUGGUGCUGGGGGCCGACGGCCCCGUGAUGCGCGCCAAUCUGGAGAUCGGCUUCGCCCCCGUGCUGGAGAACUACACCGGCCCGCCCACCCUGCCCAGUCACCCGCUAGCGUUAGCAACUUAACUGUAUAUUUCGCAUCGUUAACCUAAUUUGAACGUAAAACAUUGUUUCGUAAG